This is a messenger RNA of Cokeromyces recurvatus, 483 nucleotides long. RefSeq lists its product as uncharacterized. The transcript has a single exon. The annotation marks the transcript as partial. The record is from RefSeq and is a predicted model, not a curated record. Lineage: Eukaryota; Fungi; Mucoromycota; Mucoromycetes; Mucorales; Mucoraceae.
AAAAGAAUUUCACAAGAGAUAAAACCUCAAAGUAUUAACGACGCUGAAAGGACUCUUUUGCAUUCUAAUACAUUGAAUCUUCAACAAUUCGAAGAUUUUUCUACAGAAAAUGAAUCAAAGGUUUUUAAUGAUUUACAAAAUCAUUACGUUGAAACCACUGCUAAUCAUGACAAUACUAACAAGCUACAUUGGAAGCUAAAACUAUCUGCGUACAUUAAUAAGCAAUCAUAUGAACAAGCAUUGAUAAAAAAAAACCCCCACCAAGACAUGCUUUUCGUCAAGACGUAGUGUUUAUAAUAGGUAAAUGAUCUACCUCAAACAUUGUAUACCACGAACCAAUAUGGGGCAUUGGCUUUAGAAGGCUACUGAAAAGGUACAGUUUUCUGGUAUAUUUAAUUGAUGAAUUUAAUACAAGUAACUGCCAAAGCUUAGGUCUUGAGACAUUUUGAAGAAUUAAAAACCAGGACCCACAUAGAAGACAAG